AGUUACAAAUUAGUUAAACAACCAAAAACGCCUAUAAGCUUAAAAUAGUUUGUUUACAAGUGCGAUUUAUUUAUAUUUGACGACGCUGCCCCGAGCAUUUCUGCUUUGUUUUAGUGGCUUCCUGAUAAAAAGAAAGACCAGUACCCCUCACAGACAAAGCCGGCAGUUUGAGAAGCUUUAGCCAAUAAGAGGCGAGAGUAGGCGGGUUUGAAACGCCGCAGCCAACGAGAGGCGAGAGUAGGCGGGUUUUGCGCUGCUCUGAGCUACGCACACAGAAUGGGUUGCUUGUACGGUAGUGCAGUAAUGUGAGCGCUAUUUGUGGAUACAACUUUUAUAAAUGUAUCAAAGGAUAACUACUUUUAAAACCGACGUGAAAGAAAAACGCUACCAUUUGCGACCCUGUUCUUCAUCGUUAAUCGAGACACACUACUAAACAAAGAUGGAAUUGGUGCAGAUUAAAGAAGAGCAGCUCCCCCCAGUGGCACAAAGCAGCAUUGCCGAGGAUGUGUCAGAGCUGGGGUCCAUCUGUGUGAAGGAGGAGGCUCCUGAACUACUGAUCAAAGCAGAGAACAAAUCUGAUUCAGAAAUCUGUGCAGAAUGUGGGAAAAACUAUCAGACUCACCCGAGGACUGGUAAUUCCCGGUGUUCGGUUUGCGAUCAGAAUUCCAGGGGGUCUGAAAUCCCCAGACGCCCCUCAGAGCCCACCCACACCUGCCCCGAGUGUGGCGCCAAAUUCAGCCACUCAAACUCUCUGAAGAGACACCAGCGAGUUCACACAGGAGAGAAACCGUAUCACUGCCCGGACUGCGGGGAGAGCUACGGCAGACUGGAGCACCUGAGAAACCAUCAGCGAGUUCAUACUGGGCAGGCUCUGUACCAGUGCUCCCAAUGCAAAAAGAGCUUCAGCCAACUGGGCAACCUGAAGCUCCAUCUGAGGAUCCAUACUGGGGAGAAAGCCUACCACUGUGCUGAGUGCGGGCAACUGUUUGUACAGCUGGGGGACCUGAAGCAGCACAAGCUGAUUCACGCUGGGGGCGACACUGCGUACCAGUGUUCCCAGUGUGCGGCAGGCUUCUCCCAGUUCCAGGAGCUGAAAGAGCACCAGAGGGUCCACGCUAAAGGGGGUGCGGGUUUCGUUGAGCCCCCCGAGAGCUUGUUUAUCUGCGAGCAGUGUGGGGACAGCUUCACCCAGUCGGGGCAUUAUAAAACUCACCAACGCAUUCACACAGGAGAGAAACCCUAUCACUGUCAGCAAUGUGGGCAGAGCUUCACUUAUUCCAAUCAGCUGUCCGAUGAAGAGGUUUCCAAUACAGGUGAAGAUGAAACAGAGUUUAAUAGGGCUUCCUGCCACUCCACCCAGUGUGAAUUUGAAGUGGACUGUCAAAAUGAUGAGUUUGACAAUCACCCACUAUAUCCAGGAGCACCGCUCAGUAAAAAUGAAAGUGACCUUUGCAUUGAAACAUCGACUGACAGAUUCUGCUUUGGAUAAUCUUCUUGAACUUAUGUCAUGUCAUGUUAAAGACUUUCCUAAAACAACCAAAUACCAUCUGUACAAAAAGUUCAAUUGUGCAGACUUGUCAUCUAUGGUGCUGCAUUUUUUUUGUAAAAUAUGCCAAUCACAUAUCUGCCCUGAGAAUGAUAAUGUAGAUUCCUGUCCAGAAUGUGGUGAGGGGUUUAAUAAAGAAUUAAACAAAAAGGCUGGUCACUUUUUCAUCCAGCUCCCAUUGAAAAAGCAGGGACUGCUUGAAAAAGAAGCCAUUUUAGAUUACAUCCAGAAAAAUGUCCACACUAGAAGCAGAGAGAUAGGUGAUGUCACAUCUGGAAAACUGUACCAAAAAGUAAGGAAUUCCACACAGUUUCGUCAGAAUGGCAUUUCUCUUCAGUAGAACAGUGAUGGUGUUUCAGUAUUUAAAUCAUCCAGAAGCAGUUUCUGGCUUAUUCAGGUAAUGGUGAAUGAACUCCCAUACAAGUUAAGAAUCAACAAUGUUCUGUUGUCAUGUCUGUGGUUUGGCCCAGGAAAGCCCAGGAUGGACAGCAACUUGAGUGUUUUUGUUAAAGAGUUAAAUGAUUUGCAUGAAACAGGUGUACAGUAACAAUUCCAGGAGAAGGUCAGAAGGUUGUUAAAAUACAUACUUUAAUUUGUUCAGCAGAUUCAGUGGCUAGACCAGCCCUUCGUAACACAACCCUGUUUAAUGGCAAGUAUGGUUGUGACUUUUGUCUCCAUCCUGGUCAGCAUGUUCACAAGGGAAGAGGAUUCACUAGAGUACACCCCAUUAAAGAAAAAGAUCCACCUAUAAGAACUUUGUUUGGUGAACUAUUAUGUUUUUGGUUUCUAUGGUGUCACAAUGCAUUACCCAAACAUUUCACGAUUCCCUCAGACCACUCGUGAACUCAAGUAGAAGUUCAGGAGCUAGUAGUUUCAAUGAUAGUCCCCAAAAAGGGCGACAAAACCGAACCAGGUAACUACAGACCAAUAAGCCUGACUUCUAUUAUAUGUAAACUUAUGGAAACUAUAAUAAGAUCCAAAAUGGAAAAUUACCUAUAUGGUAACAAUAUCCUGGGAGACAGCCAGCAUGGUUUUAGGAAAGGGAGAUCAUGUCUAACUAACCUACUUGACUUUUUUGAGGAUGCAACAUUGAAAAUGGAUAACUGCAAAGCAUACGACAUGGUUUAUUUAGAUUUCCAGAAAGCUUUUGACAAAGUCCCGCAUAAAAGAUUAAUUCUGAAACUGAACGCAGUAGGGAUUCAAGGAAAUGCAUGCACAUGGAUUAGGGAGUGGUUAACAGGUAGAAAACAGAAAGUACUGAUUAGGAGGAGAAACCUCGAAAUGGAGUGAGGUAACCAGUGGUGUACCACAGGGAUCAGUAUUAGGUCCUCUGCUAUUCCUAAUCUACAUUAAUGAUUUAGACUCUGAUAUAGUAAGCAAACUCGUUAAAUUUGCAGACGACACAAAAAUAGGAGGAGUAGCAGACACUGUUGAAGCAGCAAAGAUCAUUCAAAAUGAUCUAGACAGCAUUCAAAAUUGGGCAGACACAUGGCAAAUGAAAUUUAAUAGAGAAAAGUGUAAAGUAUUGCAUGCGGGCAAUAAAAAUGUGCAUUAUAAAUAUCAUAUGGGAGAUAGUGAAAUUGAAGAAGGGAACUAUGAAAAAGACCUAGGAGUUUAUGUUGACUCAGAAAUGUCUUCAUUUAGACAAUGUGGGGAAGCUAUAAAAAAGGCUAACAAGAUGCUUGGAUAUAUUGUGAGAAGUGUUGAAUUUAAAUCAAGGGAAGUAAUGUUAAAACUCUACAAUGAAUUAGUAAGACCUCACCUAGAAUAUUGUGUUCAGUUCUGGUCACCUCGUUACAAAAAGGAUAUUGCUGCUCUAGAAAGAGUGCAAAGAAGAGCGACCAGAAUUAU
Messenger RNA from Acipenser ruthenus (sterlet), 3397 nucleotides. RefSeq names its product zinc finger protein 239-like. Gene Ontology annotation, cellular component: nucleus. The coding region runs from base 440 to 1489 and encodes 349 amino acids. Gene Ontology annotation, molecular function: DNA-binding transcription factor activity, RNA polymerase II-specific; RNA polymerase II cis-regulatory region sequence-specific DNA binding. The record is from RefSeq and is a predicted model, not a curated record. NCBI's taxonomy places the organism in Eukaryota, Metazoa, Chordata, Actinopteri, Acipenseriformes, Acipenseridae. Gene Ontology annotation, biological process: regulation of transcription by RNA polymerase II; central nervous system development. The transcript is spliced from 4 exons.